Messenger RNA from Daphnia pulicaria, 2110 nucleotides. RefSeq names its product probable tRNA (uracil-O(2)-)-methyltransferase. NCBI's taxonomy places the organism in Eukaryota, Metazoa, Arthropoda, Branchiopoda, Diplostraca, Daphniidae. The record is from RefSeq and is a predicted model, not a curated record. Gene Ontology annotation, biological process: tRNA methylation. Bases 266 to 2068 code for a protein of 600 amino acids. The transcript is spliced from 7 exons. Gene Ontology annotation, molecular function: metal ion binding; tRNA (uridine) methyltransferase activity.
UCUGAAAAAAUGUGGACCACGUCGGUAUUGCUCUGCUCAACUAAUUCACUUAAUGCGAAACAUUUGUACAAGUUUUUAAUUCGAGAGUGUCGUAAGCUUCCAAAAAACACACAGUCUUAUUACAUUAAUUUUGUUCGCCAGGGUUUUGGUCAACAUGCUGAAGAAACUGAUACUGAAAGGAUUAGAAAAAUAAUGCAGCGUGCUGUGGAAGAUUCAAAGUGGAUUUUGAAUAAGUAUUGUCCCAAAAAGUAAACAGAAAAUUAAAAUGGAAAAUAUGGCUGAAAGAUUCUGGAAUACCCUGAAGGUCUGGAGUCAAAAGCCACAUGUAGUCAACAAACGCUUGUCAGGUGUUGCAUCAAUAGCUAAUUGGAAAUGUGUGUCUCAAUUUCUCUCCUGGCAAGACAUUAUUGAAAAACAUCUAGUACUGAUUGGACUAGAUGAGGUAGAAAUAGAAAAAAAAAUGGAUGGCAUGAAGUGGUCAAAAGCACAACAUUGGAGUAUUGAAGAGCAUGAAGAAAAUACAUGCUUAGCUUCCAUCAGGAAAUGUUUACCUAAGCAGAAGAGUCGCCAUCAGACCAUUUUAGAGCUUGAAAUUAUAGAUUUCAAAUUGAAAUGUGCUGUUUAUGUACCACUGAGUGCACCUGUUGAAGGUGAGAUUGAACACCUUAUUUCCCCUUGCCCUUAUGCUGUUGUGCUUGGUUCAUCAGACAUUGAGCUUAAUGUUUUCAAAAGCGAUGUCAAGGGCGAUUGGCUGUUGCAAAACGUAUUGCCUAAACUGAGAAAGUGGCAUGCAGAGAUGGAUGAGCAGCACUCUGCCGUUGAAUCUAUUCGUUUGGUAUCUUUGGAGGCUUAUAACAAUCUUUAUCAAGAGUUGAAGAAGAAAUACGUCCCUAACAUCACUAAGGUUUGGCCUGAGUGUACAGACCCUCAAAAGUUUAUUCACGAGGACGUAGCCAUUGCCUCAUAUUUGAUACUUAUAUGGCGUCAGGAGCGAGAGCAACUCAAAUUAGAUUCUGAUUAUAGACAAACCUUUAUUGAUAUUGGUUGUGGCAACGGCCUUUUGGUUUAUCUUUUGACAUCAGAGGGAUACCCCGGUAAAGGAAUUGAUAUUCGAGCUCGCAGGAUUUGGUCCUUAUAUCCACCAGAAAUCAAACUCGAGGUCUCUACUCUGAUACCGUCGGAAGAUACUUUCUUCCUCGAAUUUGACUGGCUUCUUGGAAAUCACUCGGAUGAAUUAACUCCUUGGAUCGCUGUUAUGGCAUUGCAGAGUUCGAUCAAGAGGCAGCCAGAACGUUUGCCCACUCGUUAUUGGGUAUUGCCUUGUUGUCCUUUUUCAUUUUGGGGUAAAUUUCAGCGCGAAAAGUUCAAUGCGGCCAAUAGUUCCCGUUAUUUUGAGUACUUGCGCUUUGUUGGUGAAAUAGGACGUAACUGCGGGUAUCAAGUAGAAGAAGACAGGAUGCGAAUUCCUUCCACAAGGCGUACGUGUUUUGUGGGGUCCAUUCAAUCAAAGAGCGAGUCCGAGUGGGCCGAUCUGUUAAAGGCCAAAUCUAGUAUGAUUGCUUUGAGUAAAGAAGGUGUUGAAGAAACCAAGUUCCAGCCCCGUUCCGCCGUAGAACUUAUCCGCAAUUGUACACGGGUUGAGCGAAGUAUUCAAGAUUCGUUUAUUAACUUGACGGCUAAAUGUUUACUUGAUUGCGGAACCCGGAAUCAACCCGGGGAAUGGAAUCCGGGUGGGGAAAUUAACUUAACAGAUUUGGUGACACUGGUUCGUCAGGACUUCAAAGAUUUCGAUCAGUUAAAAAGCGAAUGCGGAGGAAUUCAGACUUUAUUGCGAAACCACUCUCACAUUUUUGUUGUGCAAAACAAGUGCGUUCGUUUUCGUUCUCCCAAGGAGUUGUCGGUUGAGGAAUGGCGAAAUCAACAGAAGCAUACUAAAGCAACUAAGACUAAGAGGUCCCGCCUAGAUACCAGUGCUCGAACGGAUGUAAAAACUAGAAUCUGUUGGUUUUUUGUAAAUCAUCCCGAUGGGUGUCCCUUAAAUCAAGAUUUGUGUCGCUAUCUUCAUUGAACUACACAUUUUAACUCGUAAUAAAGUACAUCAGUUUUCAAA